UUCACAGUUGAAAGCUAUGGUACAGUGUGAAGUACAGUAGCCUACUUUUAGGCCUAUUUUCAAUUUUCAGUACCAGAAGUCCAUUUUUGAGCCAUUGGGUCCACUGAUACAGAAAUCUAUUAGAUGAUCAGAAAGCUUCUCACAUGUAGAUGUUUCUCUUUGUUUGAACCAGAAUCUAGUUACUUUUAAAAGCUCGAAACCACAGAAAUAUCACUGAUCAAUUCCCAUAAAAACUUUUCUAUCUCGAGCUCAUAAUCACAAGUAAUUUUAGUUGUUUUCUCUGCAUUCUAAUUUUAACAGGUGUUGGUGAAUUCCAAGGUACGUUUCUUAGUAAGUUGUCGAAAGGUACUAUGUAGCCCUUUCCUUUGUUUAAAUCGAAUUGAAGACGAAUCUUCUACGCACUUUCUUGAACCAUAUGCAGCUUUAUCUGUUCAUGGAGUAACAUAACCAAAUGAAACUCGACACGUUGCGGUCUUUAGAAUCCCGCAACCCACAAUGAUGAUAAGAUUCAAUCCAUCUCAGAGUUGAGAUACGAAAAUCCAGCUAUGCCAGCUGCUGAAAGUAGAUGCAACUACUUAACUCGGUUCGACAGUGAAAAGCAUAACUCAUCCUUGUUCCAUUGCCUGUCUGCCUUUACUACUCAACCAGCUGGUCUUUAUGAGGGAGGACUAUUUCGUACCGAUAAUGAAUACCGAAAAGUGAUCGUAACUUCUGAUUUGAUGCGUACAUUAUCCAUCUCGUACCGUUUCGACCUGAAAAUUAGGUCCAAUGAUGCAGCCAUGAGCACUUUCCCAGAAAGUCACUCACAUGGAUAUGCAUUUUCCAUGUACAGUCUCUGUUAUGAAUUUCUGUGAGAGAGAGAGAGAAUUAUUCUAAGUUGAUCAAAGCCAUGUGAAGGGGUCUUCCCAACGACAGUCUUGAAUGCCCCACAAACAGCUCCUUUUUCCCAAAAGAAAAAAAAGCUCUAUAUAUAACAAAUUCCAAAUGAGCCUUCAAACACCAAAUUAGACUUCAUAAUAUAUUCAUCAGUUAACUCCCUUGGCUUCCCCAGCUUGUUCUAUAAGCAACCGUCCAAGAACGACCGGUCUCGUGGUGGUACAUUUAACGUCACCGUCUUUGUCUACGACGAUAGCAAUGGGAAUCCGUUUGCCAUCAUCUCUGAUUCAUCAUGCCAAGCAAAUUCUAAAGAUGCAGUUGGGUUUCCACAGAAAUCAGUUGAAUGUUCCAAGAGGCCAUAUUGCAGUUUAUGUGGGCGAGAUCGAUAUCCAGAGGAAACGUUUUGUCGUUCCGAUAUCUCUCCUAAACCAUCCUUCAUUUAAACAACUUCUCAGCCACGUCGAGGAAGAGUUCGGAUUCCAUCAUCCCCACGGGGGCCUAACUAUUCCUUGCAAAGAAGAUGCCUUCAUAGAUCUUACUUCUAGAUUUCAACACUCUUGAAGGAAGGGAGAACAGAGGCUAUCCACCAUUUUUUUUCUUUUUACAACAUUUUUUUCACCCUUUGUUGGUGUUCUGAUUCAUUCAAAUGUUGUAUCAAAGACAAUUAUAACCUGCUGCUCCUUGUGUAGUGCCAUUUUCAUGGUAAAUUUCCCACAAAGUCAAAAUACAAACAAACCAAUUCAGCAUCA
This is a messenger RNA of Momordica charantia (bitter melon), 1625 nucleotides long. RefSeq names its product auxin-responsive protein SAUR20. The record is from RefSeq and is a predicted model, not a curated record. Lineage: Eukaryota; Viridiplantae; Streptophyta; Magnoliopsida; Cucurbitales; Cucurbitaceae. Gene Ontology annotation, biological process: response to auxin.